Molecule: messenger RNA, 1535 nt
Organism: Anas platyrhynchos (mallard)
Lineage: Eukaryota; Metazoa; Chordata; Aves; Anseriformes; Anatidae
Product: protein FAM162B
Biological process (GO): cellular response to hypoxia; positive regulation of release of cytochrome c from mitochondria; neuron apoptotic process
Cellular component (GO): mitochondrion
Source: RefSeq, a predicted model, not a curated record
CAGGAAGCGGUAGUUUUAUGUAAAUAACUUCUGGGUCAACCUUCUGGGCUCCAGCCGGUGCCCUGGCUGUUUGCAGGCAGCAGCCCAGGAUGCUGGGGAGGCUCUUGGGCAGCAGCCCCAGGCUGUGGUGGUGGGGGGCUCGCCUGAGCACCUGGAGCCCCCACACUGCUCCGCUGCUCCUGCGCCCUGCCAGGGCCAUCGGUGACAAAGCCAAGGGUGUGCAGGAUGUGGUGCAGCAGACAGCUAAUCCAGGUUACAAAGCAUUCAUGAAUGAAAGAAGGCCUACAAAUUUUGAUAAAAAGGUCUUAGUAUGGGCAGGACGCUUUAAAAAGGAGGAAGACAUUCCCAAGUACAUAACCUCUGAGGUCCUCGAUGCAGCAAGGAACACUGUGAGGAUAAAGGUUUGCUAUAUCAUGAUCGCACUGACCUUGCUGGGCUGUUUGGCCAUGGUAAUCACAGGCAAAGAAGCUGCCAAAAGGGAUCACACACUGCUGAGGAUGAAUGAACAAAAGAAGGCCAAAUGGAGGGCUGAAGUGGAAAAAGAUCAGGAGGCAGCUGCUGUGAAGCCACAAUGAUCAGGAACAGAUUUACAAUAACAGCAGGAGAUAAGCGACUUGCACACAUGGCAUACAUACCUGUUUUCAUUUUAUGCUUUGGAACUUUUUCCCUGCAACUCCAACAGAGCAAGGACUUUGCUUCUUAAAAACUGCUCUGUACGAACUGUGAAGAUGUUACGGAAACUCCAAGGACUGCUUUCUGUGGUCUCUGGUCUUAGUCACCAUGUUCAGCUAAAAAGCAGAUGUCUCUAAACUGGGAAGAGUGAGAGGGACGGGUGCAGGACUCCUCAUCUCUGGAUCAGCUUCUUGUGGUGCUGUCAUAAGUGAUACAGAGCUGGGGCAAAACAAGUCUGAAAAGUCUUUUUUGAAAUCAGAAAGAGGUCAAAAAUCUCUACCUCUAAGCCUACUGCCAUUGCUGUUCCCUCUCCCUUCCUGUGACAGGGGAAAGGAGGGGCACGAGCACAGAAGGGCUGGAGGGGUGUGAACAGGCCCUCGUGACUGACUUGGGCACAAAGGGGCUUUGUGCCAGAGAAGCUGAUGGUGGUGUGGAGUGGUAGUGUGGGCUCAUGGAGUGGUUUGGUGGUUGUGGGGCAGCUGCCCUCCUGGGAACCCACACCCUGCACAGGGAGCCUAUCUGGAGGCACCAUUCAUCCUGUUGCACUUCACUGGGUCUGCUUUUCCAUCUUCUGCUUCCAGUCAUUGUAUGAAAAGCUCCCUAGCUCUUGCUUAGUUGUGAUUUUAGUCAGGAUUAAUUGUUAAAACAUGGUUUGCUAAAACAGAAUUCUUUUUAAUCACCAUAGUUCAUUAACUUAUAAUAAAACAGCUGUCCAAUUACAUCUAAAACAAACACUUCUCUUUACAGCUUCAUCUAAAGUGUCACCAAGCUCUCUUGGAUGUUGUUUAACAAAUGGGAGAGAUCCUAAUAAAUUAUUGAAAGUUCCAUUUUCAUAAAGUGAUUAAACUUUAACACAGACCUCA